Salarias fasciatus (jewelled blenny) is the source of this 6739-nucleotide messenger RNA. It is a transcript of the gene rabgap1, whose product is annotated as RAB GTPase activating protein 1. Bases 194 to 3469 code for a protein of 1091 amino acids. Gene Ontology annotation, biological process: regulation of GTPase activity. The record is from RefSeq and is a predicted model, not a curated record. The transcript is spliced from 27 exons. NCBI's taxonomy places the organism in Eukaryota, Metazoa, Chordata, Actinopteri, Blenniiformes, Blenniidae. Gene Ontology annotation, molecular function: GTPase activator activity; small GTPase binding.
UCGGGCUUGUGUUUACAGCUCUGCUGGAUGCUGCUGGCUGUUGAUGGUACUGGGGAAGUGCAAUGUAGUGCCAACCGCCAUUGGAAUAAAAAACACCCGUGGGGAUACAGGUGAUUUUGCUCAUCAUCUCCCACCACUUCCUCCUCCCGUCUUCCAUUCAUGAGCAGCGUGGCUGAGUUUAACAGCGGCAGCCAUGGAUGACAAGGGCUCGGUGGGGAAGAUUAGCGUGUCUUCAGACUCAGUGUCCACUCUCAACAGUGAGGACUUUGUCCUUGUCUCCCGGCUGGGGGACGAGACACCCUCCUCCACUAAUAAUGGUAGUGAUGACGAAAAGACAGGACUGAAGGUGAUUUCUGAGGAAGGGGUCAGCUUUAAGAUUGUGGGGAAUGGCAGCGAGCAGCAGCUCCAGAGGGAGUUAGAAGAUGUCCUCAUGGACCCGUCGGUAGCCGAGACCGGGCUCGCGUCGGGACCAGGGAUGGACGCUCUGGGUGGGAGCGAUCACGGCGCCCCCAUCACGGCAUCGCCCGUGCCGCCCGGCUCCGACCCGCUGAGUGCGCCGUCGCCCAAGCUGGAGAUGGUGCUUCCUGUUCAGACAGCCCAGGAGAGCGAGCUCAACGAGAGGUCAUACAGAGCAGCAGACGAAUCCUCGUCCGAUGGAAGUCCUAGCAGUCCCAUUCCGGACGAGGACAGCGUCGUGUUCAGCCAGCUGACUUAUCUUGGGUGUGCCUCGGUGAAUGCCCCCCGGAGCGAGGUGGAGGCCCUCCGCAUGAUGAGUAUUCUCAGAGGGCAGUGCCAAGUCCCGCUGGACGUCACGCUGUCUGUGCCAGGCGUGUCUGAAGGCACCGUCAGGUUAUUGGACCCCAACAACAGCACAGAGAUUGCCAACUACCCGAUCUAUAAGAUCCUGUUUUGCGUACGAGGCCACGACGGCACGCAGGAGAGCGACUGCUUCGCUUUCACCGAGAGCCACUACAACGCCGAGAUCUUCAGGAUCCACGUGUUCCGCUGCCAAAUCCAAGAAGCGGUCAGUCGGAUACUGUACAGCUUCGCCACGGCCUUCCGACGGUCAGCUAAGAAGGCGGUUCUGUCGUCUCAGCAGGCUGCGCCGCUCACUCCUGACAGCGACUUGUUUACCUUCACCGUCAGCCUGGAGAUCAGGGAGGAUGAUGGCAAAGGCACUUUCAGUGCUGUCGCCAAAGACAAGGACAAGCAGAGCUUCAAGCUGCGCGCUGGAUUAGACAAGAAAAUUGUCAUUUAUGUUCAGCAAACUUCAAAUAAAGAGCUGGCUAUUGAAAGGUGUUUUGGGCUCCUGCUCAGCCCCGGGAAGAAUGUGAAGAACAGCGACAUGCACCUGCUGGACCUGGAGUCAAUGGGAAAGAGCUCGGACGGGAAGUCUUACAUCAUUACAGGAAGCUGGAACCCCAACACGCCUCAGUUCCAGGCUGUGAAUGAGGAAACGCCUAAAGAUAAAUUCAUGUAUAUGACCACGGCCGUGGACCUGGUGAUCACUGAAGUGGAGGAACCGGUUCGUUUCCUGCUGGAGACCAGGGUCAGAGUCUGCUCCCCAAACGACAGGCUCUUCUGGCCUUUCAGCAAGCGUAGCUACACUGAGACCUUCUACCUUAAACUGCGGCAGAUGGAGCGUAAAGAACGAAAGAGUCCCGCCUCUGACACACUUUAUGAGGUGGUGAGUCUGGAAAGUGAGACCGAGAGAGAGAAAAGGAAAACCACAGCCAGUCCCAACAUCCUGCCCAGCGGGCCUGGAACAGCAGUCCCUUCUCCACCUGAGGACGACGAAGAGGAAGAUAAUGACGAGCCUUUGCUCAGCGGGUCAGGAGACGUUUCAAAGGAGUGUGCUGAGAAGAUCCUGGAAACCUGGGGAGACUUGUUAUCGAAGUGGCAUAUGAACUUAUCCGUGCGGCCGAGGCAACUUCCAGCCCUGGUGCGAAGCGGCAUUCCUGAGGCGCUCCGCGGCGAGGUCUGGCAGCUUCUGGCAGGCUGCCAUAACAAUGACCACCAGGUGGAAGAGUACCGCACACUUAUCACAAAGGAGUCUCCUCAGGACAGCGCCAUCACCAGGGACAUAAACAGGACGUUUCCAGCUCACGACUACUUUAAAGACACUGGAGGAGACGGGCAAGACUCGCUCUACAAGAUCUGCAAGGCCUACUCUGUUUAUGAUGAAGAGAUUGGCUACUGCCAGGGACAAUCCUUCCUGGCUGCUGUGCUGCUGCUGCACAUGCCUGAGGAGCAAGCCUUCAGUGUGCUGGUUAAGAUCAUGUUUGAUUAUGGGCUCAGGGACCUUUUCAAACAGAACUUUGAAGAUCUACAUUGCAAAUUCUUCCAACUCGAGAGACUCAUGCAGGAAUAUAUCCCAGACCUGUACAACCACUUCCUGAACGUGGGUCUGGAGGCUCAUAUGUACGCCUCUCAGUGGUUCCUCACCCUCUUCACAGCCAAAUUCCCUCUUUACAUGGUCUUCCAUAUAAUUGACCUGCUACUGUGUGAGGGAAUCAGUGUGAUCUUCAAUGUGGCCUUGGCUCUUCUGAAGACAUCUAAAGACGAUCUAAUCCAGACAGACUUCGAGGGAGCACUGAAGUUCUUUCGUGUCCCCGUUCCAAAGAGGUACCGCUCCGAAGAGAACGCAAAGAAACUGAUGGAGCUGGCCUGUAGCAUGAAGAUAAGCCAGAAGAAGCUCAAGAAGUUUGAGAAAGAGUACCACACCAUGCGGGAGCAGCAGGAGCAACAGGAGGCGCCCAUUGAGCGAUACGAGCGGGAGAACCGCCGUCUACAGGAGGCCAACAUGCGUUUGGAGCAGGAGAACGACGACCUGGCACAUGAAUUAGUCAGCAGCAAGAUAGCCCUGCGCAAAGACCUGGACAAUGCCGAGGAGAAGGCAGACGCCCUGAAUAAGGAGCUGCUGCUGACCAAACAGAAACUGGUGGAUUCGGAGGACGAGAAGAGACGUCUGGAGGAAGAGUCCGCACAGCUGAAGGAGAUGUGCAGACGAGAGCUUGACAAAUCUGAAUCCGAGAUCAAGAAGAACGGCUCCAUUAUUGGAGAAUAUAAACAGAUCUGCUCCCAGCUGAGUGAACGACUGGAGAAGCAGCAGACGGCGACACGAGGAGAGCUGGAGAAGAUCCGAUCCAAAGUGGAGGCCUGCGAGAAGUGCAGCAGCCUUUUCAACAAAGAGGGCCGCGUGCGGGCCGCCGUGACCACGGCCCCCGCCGGCGGCGGCGAGGAGCCGGACGAGGAGAAGGAGAGUCUGAAGAACCAGCUGAGGGAGAUGGAGCUGGAGCUCGCCCAGACCAAACUGCAGCUGGUGGAGGCCGAGUGCAAAAUCCAGGACCUGGAGCACCACCUGGGUCUGGCCCUCAACGAGGUGCAGGCCGCCAAGAAGACCUGGUUCAACCGAACACUCAGCUCCAUCAAGACCGUCACUGGGACCCAGGGCAAGGAGACCACCUAACCAGACCACCCCUCCUCCCCGAAGCUCAAACCUCUGGACCCCCCCUAACCCAACCCCCCCUAAACACCCCCCCAAAACCUCCCCAGGGCCAUAACUGUUAACAUGAACGAUAACCGUUGAACCCCAGGACCCCCUUUGCUACAGACUGUGUUAAUGUUGUUUCUGUGGUUCCACCUGUCCCGGUCUGACCCCCGACCCCCCCCACCUGAAGAGUCUAAUCCCCAAAUGACUGCAGCCGAUGAGCGCCGGUGAGAAGGGGCGGAAAGAAGAAGAUGAAGUGCAAUGUUACGAAACACCCCCCCCCCCCCCCCCCCCCCCCAAGAGAAACCACAAGCUUCCUCCUCCAGAAAGACAACUGAUGUAAAGAGAGAAAACGAGAGAGAAAGAGCAAAGCGCCGUCGAUCUGUGUCUCCGUACUGCUGAUAUUAAAAACCCACAGGAGGAAGGUAAGGACAUCAGAACUGCGGCUGUCCUGAAGGGGCAGAGAAGAAAACACUCCGUCCUUCCUUCCCACCUCUGUGUGCCCCCCCUCCCUCCCCCCUCGAAACUACUGGCACAAAACAAGUCCCUGUAAAUGUUUUUGUUUUAGGUACGAGAGCUAAUAGACGCCUUUUCAAAACUGAGCUUUUUUCACUUUUUUUUUUUUUUUUGUUGAACAAAUUUUGCUUUUUUAAAUGUACGUUCACGAAUGUUGCUUAUGUAAAGAGGACACGUGCGUACAGUGCACGUCUUUUGUUUCGUUUUGUGCAGACCGAGGUGUGUGUGUGUAUGUAUGCGUGUGUGCGUGCGUGAGUGUGAAUCUGAAUGCAUAAGUAAUGGACUGAAAUGAUUUUGUGUAAAGUUUGGGUGUGAAAGACUGCGUGCAGUUCCAAGGGAAAGAAAAAGCACUGAAGGUGCGUGCAUGUCAGGAAAUGCUCCCGGUCGUCCAGUUUUCCCUUAAUGUUCACGUGUGUGUAUACGAAUGAUGCUAAAGAGAGACUUGCUGACAAAGCCUUGAUCUGAAGGUCGAUGCAGAUGAUACCGGCAGAUAUCAACAUGUAAUUUAAGAAAAAAAGAAAAGAAAAAGCCUGGCUUGAGGUCGGCCUGGUUUGGAUCUCCCAGCACAAAGAAACUUAAGAGCAGGUCCAAACCGUGCAAACCUCAGCGUACGUAUGUAUGUUAGUGUGUCGCUAACGCCCAGAGCCGCGCAGCGUUUCUUAGCAACCGAUCAGAGGAAGAGAAAAGUCGAAAUAGAAAACACACUCAGACAUGCCUUUAAAGCCCGCCUCGCCCGCCUCCCCUCUUCCUCCAAGGCACCAGCUGCUCCGCGACUUCCGACCUCAACCUGCAAGGUCGCGUCUAAUGGUUUGCUGAGCGGAGCGGCUCGCCGCUCUGUUUGGCUUUCACCGUUCGGCCGGCCCUUGAGGAUUAGUCGCGCCGCCGUACACACACACACAUAAACACUGAGCUAUACGGUAACGCAAACACACAUAAAGCAAAAGUCCGGAACAACCUCCGGUUACUGCUGUUGGUAACUCCUGCUUGUUAAAGCUGCCACCCAAGUCCCCAGACAUGCAGAGAGGGUCAGGAGGUGUGUGACCUGAGUGGGUCGUCUCUGCAGAGGGGGAGGGGGGGGGAGACAACGCAGUCAGCAGUGGGGAAAAUAAAUGUGCUUGGCCAGCGAGAGAGGCCAGAAAAUGUGUUUGGAAGCAGCAGGGAGGAUGCGAGGAAGGGCGGCAGGGUACAGUCAUCCAUUCGUCACUUUAACGGCACACCUCAGUGCCGGCGUACACGAGACACUACUCAUGGAAAAAUGCAAAUAAACAAUGUAAAAGAAGAAGUGAGGCCGUCAGGUAAAGCAGGCAGUGGGUAGAUCUGCAUCUGCCGCCUCCCUCGUGACGUUAAACGUGUUUUGAGGCGCCAGAAUCGUCCCGCUCGGCCGUGUGUGGAGGAGACGGCGUGCCAAACGGAUGAUCAAGGUCUGCUGCCGUCUCAACGGCCAGCCGUGGCACGCCGAGCGCUCUGCGGCGAUGCUUCACAUAAUCUGCUUUUGUUGUUUGGCGCUUGGCCGCCCGCCAGCAGGAAGGAUGAGGCAGGCAGUCCGAGGGCGAGCUUUUAGCUUUUAGCUUUUGAUUCCAGCGCGGAUCGGGCCUCCGUCUCCUCCGUCGGGCUGACACAUAUCCGUUCCCUGGGAGAAGCCUCGGCGACGCGGCGCUCCUCCAUGUUUUCGUUGUCGAGAGGCAAACGUUCAGCUGAUCAGCAGGCCUUCAUUUCCUCUCUGUGAUGCACCGAUAGACCGGUUUGACCAGUCAGGUAAAGCCAUUUGACUGUUGAGUUGCCUAAACGCCACAAAAGCUCCGCCGCUGCCCGUGUGUUUCACAAUGCGGCGCUCAUCAUUUCAAGGUGGCUUCAGAAACAUGACAGGAAUUUGUAUUUUUCUCUCCAGCUGCGUGCGUCGCCACGGCUCGGAGCUCUUAUUAACUGAACCUUUUUCUGUUUUUAUACCACUUAGAAGAUUUCAGCAUUAAAGCCACUGCUUCUUUGUUGUCAAACCUUUAUACACACACACACACACACACACACACACACACGUUGGAGUAGGCAGAAAGGUCACACACAUUAAGACACCUGUUAACCACCGCAAGUGUAACUCUGCACCCGGAUCGUGGAUCAGCAGUUUGGAGAGGUCAGACCGCAGGCCGGCCGCUCUAAAUCGGUCCGCACGGCGGGGGUGGGGGGGCGACGGGGACGGAGGUCAGAGGUCAGGUUAUAAAGUGCUUGCGCGUGUUUUCAUGUUACUCACAGAAGGGAGGACCCAGAAUCCUCCACCUGGUCGUCUCUCCUCGGCGCUGAACGCGGCUGUUACUGCAGAUUGAAUCGGAUUGACUGAAGAUUGUCUGAAAGGCUGAAAGAAACGGAGUCGCUCCUCUUAAGGCACUGGCUUGUAAAUAACAAACUUAAAAUAAAUAUUGAACUUUUUGGUUUAUGAUUUUCUACUCUGUAGCUACAACUAAUGUUGCCUACCUGUACCCAUCCACCUGCUGCCGUGCUACAGUUUAAUCCACAAACAAAUCAUUAUGUUUUUAAUGUUUAUCUUUUAUUUGUUGUUGUUUUUGUUUGUUUGUUUUUUUUUUAGAUUGAAGCUUCUCAGUCUGACUGCUGUUUGGUUAAUCAAAUGCCAAAACGUAGCUUUAUCAUCCAACAACAAGAACAUUAUCAACGUGUGGAACUUGUAAUAGUGUAGAAUGCAUUGUGUAUACUUCAUGAAUUUCAAUAUAAAGAUAUCAACAC